UCUUGCCCGCUGUUUUUCCCAAAAGUUUUUUUGUGCUGCUAUCAAACACACGCAUGAUGAAUCUAGUGUUCAUCUUACAUAGUUUGGGCUUUUCCUCCCUUAGUCUCUUUUUUGGUCUGCUUUUCCACUGUGCAACAGGAAGGCAAAUGAAAUUUAAUGUGAUUCUUUAUCGGCAUGGUGACAGAUCUCCUAUUUCAAGUUUUCCCAGAAAUACAGUCGGAGAAAGUACCUGGCCACGUGGAUAUGGACAACUGACUAAGACUGGAACCCAGCAGGCAUAUCAACUUGGGCAGUGGUUAAAAGAUAGAUAUAAGAACUUCUUAAGUCCUUCAUACAAGCCAAAAGAGAUUUAUGUCCGAAGUACAGAUUAUGAUCGAACUAUAAUGAGUGCUCAAGCUGUCCUGGCUGGUCUCUUUCCUCCUUCAACCGAAGAAAAGUGGAAUCCAAACAUUAAUUGGCAACCUAUUCCAGUUCAUACUGUGCCCAUUUCAGACGAAAAGUUGUUAAAAUAUCCUAAUUAUAGAUGCCCAAGUUUUAAUGGAUUACUACAACAGGUCAUACAAGAAAUGAAAACCAAGAACGAACUGCAAAAAUAUAUGGCACUGAUACAAAAGGUUGCCUACAACUUGGGAUAUGACAUUAAAAAACUGAUGGAUUUUCAAAACAUGUUAUUCUGGAAAGUGUAUGAUACUUUAAAAGUUCAGGAAAUUCACAAACUUUGUUUGCCAAGAUGGGCUGAUAAAAAGACUAUGGAACAGAUGAAAUUUCUGCUGGAAUAUUUGGUAAAUGCCGGUUUGGGGAGACAAUUAAAAAAUGAGAAAUCAAAACUACAAGGAGGUAUCCUUGUGAAACAUAUUCUGGAAAAAAUUAUCAACGUCACUAAGUGCAAGAAUCGAUAUAAAAUGAUAAUGUAUUCAGCACAUGAUAUGACAAUCAUUGCUCUCCAAAUAGCACUUGGUGUUUACAACCAGUUAUUACCUCCUUAUGCUGCUACCCAUAUUUUUGAGCUAUAUAAAGAAGACAAUGGAAGUUAUACUAUUGAGAUGUAUUAUCGGAACAGCACUGCCGUUGAACCCCAUUUGCUCACUUUGCCAGGAUGCACAAAGGCUUGUCCAUUAAACAAGUUCCAAAACCUGGUUGCUCCUAUUUUACCAACAAAGGAAUGUUGAAAGAGGAAGAAAUCAAAGCAAUGAGGAACAAAAUAAUCAACAUCUUGAAUGGAAGGUCAACAAUUACCAGAACAGUGAAAAUGUUUUUAAGAUUCCCAUAAUCAAAUCACACUUCUUAUGAAUCUUCUACUAAUUAAAAAUAAAAAAUAAAGUGAUUUUUUUAUCCUGCUGUUUUCUUCCAUUGCCUGAAAUUGUAGAGUUAAAUAAUGUUCAUCAGAAUUCCAUUCUCCAUGAAAUAUAGAAGUCAUAUUAAUAUGACUCCAUAUCAUCCAGGUAACAAUUUUAUUUACCUAUUGGUUAGAUUACAUCAGUGGUUCUCAACCUGUGGGUCGGGACCCCAUUUGGGGUCGAAUGACCAUUUCACGGGGGUCACCAAACAAGGCUGUCUGCCAUUUUUUUCCGUUUUCUUUGGCCACGCCCCUGGCACCCGGUGAUGUAUAAGUGGUUGGGGGUCACCACAACAUGGGGAACUGUAUUAUGGGGUCGCGGCAUUAGAAAGGUUGAGAACCACUGGAUUACAUGAAACUUACACACACCAGAACUAUCAGGGAGGAUGUCAGGAAGGUUUUUAAGAAGAGAUUGGACAACUAUCUGUCUGAAAUGGUAUUGGGGUUCUUGCCUGAGCAGGCGAUUGUACUAGAUCUCCAAGGCCCUUUCAACUCUUGUUAUUCUAUUCUGUUCUAUGUAACACACAAGGAUCCCUGGGAACUUUUGAUAUUUUCAUGAGAUGUUGGAACAAUUAAUUACACCAGAAGUAAUGUAUUUGAUUCAUUGAUUGAUUGAUUGAUUGAUUAAGCCAUGUAGGAGAUGACCAGGCUAAGCCUGAGGGAGGGGUUCAACACAUCAUCAGUCCCUUUGUGCCCAGGAGAGAUCUUAGUCCAGCCCAUCUUGAGUUCUGUUGAUUUUUAUCUACCACCAAUUCAUUUUGACCAUUAAUAGUCCAGAUUUUUGUAGAAAGUGUUAGCUUGCAAUAAAUCUGUAUUCAU
Messenger RNA from Crotalus tigris (Tiger rattlesnake), 2155 nucleotides. It is a transcript of the gene ACP3, whose product is annotated as acid phosphatase 3. The coding region runs from base 54 to 1169 and encodes 371 amino acids. Gene Ontology annotation, biological process: dephosphorylation; lysosome organization. Gene Ontology annotation, cellular component: lysosome. NCBI's taxonomy places the organism in Eukaryota, Metazoa, Chordata, Lepidosauria, Squamata, Viperidae. The record is from RefSeq and is a predicted model, not a curated record. Gene Ontology annotation, molecular function: acid phosphatase activity. The transcript has 11 exons.